CCUCCAAGGACACCGAGAAACAAUCAACCUCGACAACUUAGACCAACCUCUCCUCCUCUCUUGCCGCAUCACAACAUUUCCUCAUAGAACCUUCGUGCUCACGAAGGGAGUUUUGUUGCAUUCCAUUGUGUAAUAAUCCCGCCCAAGAUGACUUCGUCGGGCUAUUCCAUCAACGUCAAUGAUCCUGGCCUGAUUACACUGGUCAAUAAACUUCAAGAUGUCUUUACCACGGUCGGAGUUCACAAUCCCAUAGAUUUGCCUCAGAUUGCUGUCGUUGGAUCCCAGUCUAGUGGUAAAAGUUCGGUUUUGGAGAACAUAGUGGGCAGAGAUUUCCUACCUCGAGGAACCGGUAUUGUCACUCGCCGACCCCUCAUUCUUCAGCUCAUCAACCGACAAGCACCAAAUAAGCCGCAAGCAAAUGGCGUCAGUGAGGAUGUGAAGUCAUCAGAUAAGGAGGCAAACGCAGACGAGUGGGGCGAAUUCUUGCAUAUCCCGGGUCAGAAAUUCUAUGACUUCAACAAGAUCCGAGACGAAAUUGUGAGAGAAACUGAGCAAAAGACGGGACGAAAUGCGGGCAUUUCCCCGGCUCCAAUUAACCUGCGCAUCUACUCGCCAAACGUCCUGACCCUGACUCUGGUCGAUCUGCCGGGGUUGACCAAGGUGCCGGUUGGUGACCAGCCGAGGGAUAUUGAGCGACAGAUUAGAGAAAUGGUUCUCAAGCAGAUCAGCAAGCCCAACGCCAUCAUAUUGGCCGUCACCGCUGCCAACACGGACUUGGCCAACUCGGACGGAUUGAAACUCGCCCGGGAGGUUGAUCCGGAGGGACAGCGGACCAUUGGUGUCCUUACCAAGGUGGACUUGAUGGAUGAAGGUACCGACGUGGUGGACAUCCUUGCGGGACGUAUCAUCCCGCUCCGGCUGGGUUACGUGCCCGUCGUCAACCGUGGUCAGCGUGAUAUCGAGAACAAGAAGGCCAUCUCUUAUGCGCUCGAACACGAGAGAAGUUUCUUCGAGAAUCAUAAGGCUUACCGGAAUAAGAGCUCAUACUGCGGUACCCCAUAUUUGGCACGCAAAUUGAAUCUGAUUCUUAUGAUGCACAUCAAACAAACGCUACCAGAUAUCAAGGCCCGCAUCUCGGCAUCGCUGCAAAAGUACUCUGCCGAGCUCUCACAACUGGGCGACUCUAUUCUCGGCAACAGCGCUAAUAUUGUGCUCAACAUAAUCACCGAAUUCAGCAACGAGUACCGCACGGUGUUGGAUGGCAACAAUCAGGAGCUCUCGAGCAUUGAACUUUCGGGCGGUGCGCGUAUCAGUUUUGUUUUCCACGAGCUGUACGCAAACGGUGUCAAGGCCAUUGAUCCGUUCGAUCAGGUCAAGGAUAUCGACAUUCGUACCAUUCUCUACAAUUCUUCCGGUUCGUCACCGGCCCUUUUUGUGGGAACAACUGCUUUCGAACUCAUUGUCAAGCAACAAAUCAAGAGGCUAGAAGAUCCGAGCUUGAAAUGUGUCUCCCUCGUCUACGAUGAGCUCGUCCGAAUUCUUACUCAGCUCUUGGGCAAGCAACUGUUCCGGAGAUACCCGGCCUUGAAGGAGAAAUUCCACCAAGUUGUCAUUGCCUUUUUCAAAAAGGUCAUGGAUCCGACCAACAAGCUGGUCAAGGAUCUUGUGGCGAUGGAGGCCUGCUACAUCAACACUGGACACCCCGAUUUCCUCAACGGACACCGGGCCAUGGCCAUUGUGAAUGAUCGACACAACCAGGCCAAGCCGGUUCAGGUUGACCCUAAGACUGGCAAGCCUCUGCCACCAGCCGUGCCUCCCCGAACCGCUAGCCCUACCAUGGAUGCCAUGACUGAGAGCAAUGGCGGUUUCUUUGGUAGCUUCUUCGCUAGCAAGAAUAAGAAGAAGAUGGCUGCCAUGGAAGCCCCGCCACCUACUUUGAAGGCAUCUGGUACCCUUUCCGAAAGGGAGGGCAUCGAGGUUGAAGUCAUUAAGCUCUUAAUCACUUCUUAUUAUAACAUUGUCCGCCGAACUAUGAUCGAUAUGGUUCCCAAGGCUAUUAUGCUGACACUCGUUCAGUUCUCCAAGGAUGAGAUGCAGCGGGAGCUCCUGGAGCAGCUGUAUCGUGCAGCCGAGCUGGACGAUUUGCUCAAGGAAAGCGACUACACGGUUCGUCGACGAAAAGAGUGCCAGCAGAUGGUGGAGUCGCUCUCCCGCGCGAGCGAGAUUGUGAGCCAGGUGCAGUAAAACAUAUUAGCUUUGUAGCAUGAAAUGGGUCGAUAUGCAUGCAUGGCGGAUGCUCUCUUUCCUCUCUACAUGAACCAUAAGCGCCUAGACGCCCGCUCUUCAUUUAGCUCAUGAAGCUUUCGCGUUGACAUGUUACGAUCUUCCUUUAUUAAUCCGCAAUUACUCUGGAGGCCACUGGGCUCGACCAUCAUAUACCUCGCAGGCGUUUUGCUCUUCUAUUAUUUUUGCACUAUACUGCUUAUCUGUAAUAAGUAGUCGGGCUGAAUUAUCCCAGACCAGGCAAAGGGGUGGUCCUGUUGUCAGAGUGUCCAUUGUGGGCUUGGGCAAGUGUUUGGUCAUUAUUUCUGCUUUCUUACACUUUUCUUCCUUUUCUAUUAUAUUUUCUUACAUGUUUUUAAUUCAGAAUAGAAAGUCUGGAUGCAGAU
Messenger RNA from Xylona heveae TC161, 2669 nucleotides. Its product is annotated as dynamin-2. The coding region runs from base 148 to 2244 and encodes 698 amino acids. The transcript is spliced from 8 exons. Lineage: Eukaryota; Fungi; Ascomycota; Xylonomycetes; Xylonales; Xylonaceae. Gene Ontology annotation, biological process: peroxisome organization. Gene Ontology annotation, cellular component: membrane; cytoplasm; peroxisome. Gene Ontology annotation, molecular function: microtubule binding; GTP binding; GTPase activity. The record is from RefSeq and is a predicted model, not a curated record.